Molecule: messenger RNA, 930 nt
Organism: Brassicogethes aeneus
Lineage: Eukaryota; Metazoa; Arthropoda; Insecta; Coleoptera; Nitidulidae
Source: the annotation of a GenBank genome assembly
AUGGGUUCGCUUCGCUUCACAAUAUCUACUCGACUGCUGUCUUCUGAUGAUAUUGUGGAUAGCUUGUGUGACGCUGUGGAUACAUUGAAACCUCAUGCCUAUAUUGCAGAGAGAUACAUUUUCACGCAACGCCUAACGAAAAAGGACCGUGCGAUGGGCUUGGAGGAAACCUUUAGCAACGCGUGCAAGCCUACAGUUGCCUGCAAAGCAAAGUUAUCUCAAUUAACAGAACUACCACCUUCAACCUCCGAAGAACAAUCUCAUUUACUACCUACACUCACAGAACCUUUAACAACUUUACAACCAACUUUAAUUUUUGGAUCAGAGCCGAAUCAAGAAAUUCCUGAUAUUAGUGAACCAAAUCUAAAUGAACAAAACGAUUCAACUGCGGACGAAUCAUUUAUCAGAAUGUCGAGUCAAAUACAACUGAAGAAUCCGAAAUGUCCGAUGCACCGACUCCAAAUAAUAAAAACAAUUCGCCUAGUAGAAAUAAAAGAAGAAGAAGAAGAAAUAACUAUUGAAGAACUUCCGUACCCUAAAAAACCGAAAAUGACAAGUGAGCUGCAGUCCACGGCUGAUGAUGUGGAAGCUAUUGAAUCUAUUAACUCCCAAAAAUACACUCUACUAGAUAAUAUAUGGAUGGUUAGUCAUGCUCUAAAAUUACCUGAUAUACCUAUGUGGUUAUAUAAAGGGUUCCAACAAGGUUGCUUCGGUAUUAAAAGAACGUCCAAGCCAUUUUCAAGACAACCUAUUGACUUGGUGUUGGAGCAAACCAUAAAUGCAGUUGCUGCAAGAAGGCUGACAGGAGUUAUUCAUUUUACUAAUUCGAUUUCGGCACGACAAAGGUGGGCUCGGAACCACGAUCACAGAAGUUCCAAGAGAUCAAUUAAUAAAUAUUUCUUCGGGAAAAUCGACAUCACCACCGGUUGA